AUGCCAAGAAGAGUUCAGUGGGCCAAUAAAACACAAUUUAUAUUAGCUUGCGUUGGAUAUUCAAUAGGUUUGGGAAAUAUUUGGAGAUUUCCAUAUGUUUGUUAUAAAAGCGGAGGAGGUGCAUUUUUAGUACCAUACGUAUUGGCUUUAUUCGUUUGUGGCAUACCACUCCUAUACAUGGAAUUAAUGAUCGGACAAUUAACGAAACGAGGGCCAAUAGGAGCUUUGGGAAAAUUAUGUCCUCUAUUAAAGGGAGCUGGUCUCUCUAGUGUUGUCAUUUCUUUCAUUAUGUCUACGUAUUGCAAUGUGAUAAUUGCUUACACGAUAUAUUAUUUAUUUACUUCUCUCAAUUCAAAAUUACCUUGGCAUCACUGCGAUAACCCUUGGAAUACAAUCAAUUGUUGGAUGCCUUCUCUUAGACUCGAACAAAAUAUUACCAAACCAAAUAUGUCUAGAACUCCUUCACAAGAAUUCUACGACAAUAAAGUUCUUCAAAUAACAUCCGGUUUAGAAAUACUUGGAAAAUUUCGUUGGGAAUUAGUCGCUUGUCUGAUAGUCGCAUGGAUUUUAGUUUAUUUUUCAAUUUGGAAAAGUAUUAAAUCUUCCGGAAAAGUUAUUUACAUCACGGCUACGUUACCCUAUGUAUUAAUAUUGGCAUUCCUUGUUAGAAGCGUUACAUUAGAAGGAGCCGAUGUGGGAUUAAGUUAUUUAUUUAAUCCCCAAUGGGAACUUUUAGGGGAUGCCAAAGUUUGGGUAAAUGCUGCUGGACAAGUUUUCAACUCCAUCGGUUUAGCCUUCGGUUCGAUUAUAUCAUUUUCCAGUUAUAAAAAACCAAACGACAGGAUAUUAAUCGACACUAUAACAGUUUCUUGCAUCAAUGCAGGAACGAGUUUAUUGGUUGGAAUAUUUGCUUUUGCUAUUAUAGGAAAUAUAGCAACAGAACAUAGGACUUCAGUUCAUGACGUCAUAACCGAUGGUCCAGGUCUGGUGUUUGUCGUUUAUCCGGAAGCAAUGGCUAAAAUGCCUGCUUCACAACUUUGGGCGAUUUUAUUCUUUACUAUGUUGUUUUGUGUAGGUUUAAAUAGUCAAUUUGCAAUCGUUGAAGUAGUUGUCACGGCAAUACAAGAUGGUUUUCCCAAUUGGAUAAGAAGAAAUUUUGGAGGCCAUGAAGUUUUAGUUUUAGCCGUUUGUUUUGUAUCCUUCGUCUUAGGACUUCCAAAUGUGUUUCAAGGAGGAAUAUUUUUUUUUCAAUUAAUCGAUCAUUAUGCUGCAUCUAUAUCGAUAAUGUAUUUAUCAUUUUUUGAACUCAUUGCUUUUGCAUGGUUUUACGGUUAUCGAAGAUUAAAAAAUAAUUUAAAAGAAAUGACGGGAGAAACUCCAUCAUUAUAUUUUAAAUUUUGUUGGUGUAUAGCUGCUCCGGCUUUUUUAAUGGAAUGGAGAAUACAGGUAUCCACCGUGGGCAGAAGGUUUAGGUUGGGGAAUCGCAUCCAUGUCUUUAGUUUGCAUACCAGUUUAUUCAAUUUACGUUUAUUUUUCGGCAGAAGGGAAAAAUUUUAA
Pediculus humanus corporis (human body louse) is the source of this 1557-nucleotide messenger RNA. RefSeq names its product tryptophan transporter, putative. Gene Ontology annotation, biological process: sodium ion transmembrane transport. The coding region runs from base 1 to 1557 and encodes 518 amino acids. The transcript has 9 exons. Lineage: Eukaryota; Metazoa; Arthropoda; Insecta; Psocodea; Pediculidae. The record is from RefSeq and is a predicted model, not a curated record. Gene Ontology annotation, cellular component: membrane.